Molecule: messenger RNA, 753 nt
Organism: Strongyloides ratti
Lineage: Eukaryota; Metazoa; Nematoda; Chromadorea; Rhabditida; Strongyloididae
Product: Immunoglobulin-like domain and Immunoglobulin-like fold domain-containing protein
Exons: 2
Coding region: 1-753 (250 amino acids)
Source: RefSeq, a predicted model, not a curated record
AUGAUAGAUAAACCACCAUUAUCUAUAUUUUCUACAGGUCCAAAAAUUAAUGAUAUUAAUGGGACAAUUCAUAUAGUAAAACAUGAUUAUACUUUUGUACCAAUGGGUCAAACAUUUGAAUUACCCUGUGAUGCAAUUCAGUCAGCCAUUGAAAAUGGACAUCAAAUAAAAAAAACAAAGUGGUUUUUUGAUACAAAUGAUAUUUUAAAUCAUAGAGAAAUUAAUAAUGAUAAUAUUUAUGAAAGAUUUAUAGUUGAAAAUAAUGAAUCAAUUUUAAUUGGUGGUUUUGCACAAUCUUCUGACCAAGGUUUUUAUAGUUGUCAUGUUUUAACAAAAUCAAAUGAAGAAUAUGCCUCAAGGUAUGAUGUUUAUGUACAAGAUUGUGGUGAUGAAAAUUUUGAAUUAACAACAUAUAGAAAUUAUAUGAAUCCAUGUCUUUAUGGGAAAUGUUUAUUAGAAAAAAUUGCUUCAAUAAAUAUCUCAAAUAUAAAUACAAAUUUUUUAAAACUUAAAUGUAAUUGUUUAGAAGAUUUUACUGGAUAUUUUUGUGAGGAACGUAGAGAAAAUUAUGAAUACAAAUUAAUUGCAUUUUACCUUCCAAUAUUUAUUUAUUUUACUGUUAUGAUUUUACUAAUUAUUUUUUUUGAAAAUUACACCAUGUUUUCAAAGAAGCCAAGAAUUCCAAUUAAAGGAUUAAUACCUUAUUCAUGGGGUAAAACUCCAUUUGAAAAUGUUAGACAAAAUAAAACUUGA